Molecule: messenger RNA, 2050 nt
Organism: Lolium rigidum
Lineage: Eukaryota; Viridiplantae; Streptophyta; Magnoliopsida; Poales; Poaceae
Product: trimethyltridecatetraene synthase-like
Exons: 2
Coding region: 313-1854 (513 amino acids)
Molecular function (GO): heme binding; oxidoreductase activity, acting on paired donors, with incorporation or reduction of molecular oxygen; iron ion binding
Source: RefSeq, a predicted model, not a curated record
GUUUCAGUCAGCUAAGAAAGAAUCAGAGAAGAACAAUCGAGCUGUCAUCAUCAUGUGGCGUGAUGAUCACAUUUUUUAAGGAAGAUGUCCCAUCACUUAGCCGCCCUGUUGAUUUAUUAUACAAUCUCCAUCUCCAUCUGUCAUGAGUCAUCACUCAUCAAUCGUAAGUUAUUAGCGCUUGCUCAGUCACAUAGCCAGCUAUUGAAGUUCCACCCAGCGAGCGUUUGACCAGUCACUUAGCCAGCCACAUAUAUAUUCAUAAGUGGACGUUUGGUACCCAAGAAAUCACUGGCGGUUCCCAAGUCGAUCCCAAUGGAGCUACCACCAUGGGUGCCCUUCUUCGCCGUCGUGCUUGCAACAGUGCUCUUCCUGGCAACCAUUCUCCGUCGUGGUGGCCACCGCACAUACAGGCUUCCUCCUGGACCUAAGCCAUGGCCGAUCAUCGGCAACCUUAACCUCAUGGGCGCGCUCCCGCACCGCUCCAUCCAUGCGCUCUCCAACAAGUACGGCCCUCUCAUGUACCUCCGAUUCGGCUCUUUCCCUGUCGUGAUCGGAUCGUCGGCGGAGAUGGCCAGGUUCUUCCUCAAGACCCACGACGCAGUGUUCAUCGACCGGCCUAAGAUGGCCGCUGGCAAGUACAACACGUACAACUAUAGCGACAUCACUUGGUCCCCGUACGGCGCCUACUGGCGCCAGGCACGCAAGAUAUGCCUGACCGAGCUCUUCAGUGCCAAGCGACUGGAGUCGUACCAGUACAUCCGCACCGAGGAGAUGCGCGCGCUCCUGCACGAUCUGCAUGAGGCCUCCGGGCGCGUCGUGGUGCUCAAGGAGUUCUUGUCCACCAUGAGCCACAACGUGAUCACCCGCAUGGUGCUGGGCAAGAAGUAUCUGCACACCAACGAAGGGGACUCCGGGACGACGCUGGAGCAGUGCAAGUGGAUGAUCGACGAGUGGUUCGUGCUCAACGGCGUGCUCAACAUCGGCGACUCCAUCCCGUGGCUCGGCUGGAUGGACCUGCAGGGGUACAUCAAGAGGAUGAAGAAGCUGAAUAAGAUGUUUGAUGGGUUCCUCGAACAUGUCGUGGAAGAGCAUGAAGGGCGACGCCGCCUCGAGGGGGAUAGCUUCGUGGCAAAGGACAUGGUCGACGUGCUGCUGGAGAUAGCCAGCGACCCCAAUCUCGAGGUACAGAUCCACCGGGAUGGGAUCAAGGCGUUCAUUCAGGAUCUCAUCGCGGGCGGGACAGAAAGCUCGGCCAUGGCGGUUGAGUGGGCAAUGUCGGAGAUGCUCAAGAAACCCGAGCUGUUCGCCAAUGCCACGGCGGAGCUGGACCGCGUGGUGGGGCGAGGCCGCUGGGUGACUGAGGAGGACAUCCCGAGUCUCCCGUAUUUGGAGGCAAUUGUCAAAGAGACUGUGCGGCUGCACCCGGCAGGGCCGAUGCUAGCGCCUCGCCUGUCCCGCAAGGACGCCUCCGUUGGUGGCUACGACAUCCCUGUUGGCACGCGCGUUUUCGUUAGCGUGUGGGCCAUCGGCCGCGACCCGGCGUUGUGGGAUGCCCCGGAGGAAUUCAUGCCAGAGCGGUUCCUCGGCAGCAAGAUCGAUGUAAAGGGGCAUGACUUCGAGUUGCUGCCUUUCGGGUCCGGGCGGCGGAUGUGCCCUGGGUACAGCCUCGGGCUCAAGGUUAUCCAGGUGAGCCUGGCCAACCUGCUGCACGGCUUUGCCUGGAGGCUCCCCGACGGCAUGGUGAAGGAGGAGCUAAGCAUGGAGGAGAUAUUCGGGAUGACCACGCCGCGGAAGUUCCCGCUUGAAGCCGUCGUGGAGCCUAAGCUCGCCGCUCACCUCUACACCAAGGUUUGAUAUGAGUAUUGAGAUUAGAGGUAAAAGCUAUCCGUGACCCAUGUUUAGCACAUGCAUCCUCUCACAUGCUCACGAGAGCUCCUAAACAGACUAGACUGCUGCAUAUGCAACUAAUAUUAAUUUUUGGAAAAAAAACAUGUCAAACUGUUUCUCACUUGUCGAGUUAGAAGUAAUUACUUCUCAUUUUCAACCAGCA